Oreochromis aureus is the source of this 6379-nucleotide messenger RNA. Its product is annotated as adhesion G-protein coupled receptor G5-like. Bases 2084 to 4135 code for a protein of 683 amino acids. The transcript is spliced from 18 exons. The record is from RefSeq and is a predicted model, not a curated record. NCBI's taxonomy places the organism in Eukaryota, Metazoa, Chordata, Actinopteri, Cichliformes, Cichlidae. Gene Ontology annotation, cellular component: membrane. Gene Ontology annotation, molecular function: G protein-coupled receptor activity. Gene Ontology annotation, biological process: adenylate cyclase-activating G protein-coupled receptor signaling pathway; cell surface receptor signaling pathway.
UCCGACACACAGCCCUGAGUUCUCACAUACUGUGGUUGGUCGGUGAGGUAGUCCAAAAUCCAGGUAGUGAGGUGAUGGUCCACUCCAGAGUUCUCCAGCUUCUCCUUCAGAACCAUGAGAAGGGGUUAGACAGGCGGCCAAAGGAUCUAAUGAGGUCCAGGGCUGAAGGAAUUGAUGACUCCGGAUCUGUAAUAUACAGAAGGAGGUCGUCUGCAUACAAGGAGCACUUAUGAAUGAUGUUUCCCCUAGUGAUCCCCCUUAUUCUGGGAUCCAUUCUCAAUGCUGCCGCCAGCGGCUCUAUUGCCAGAUUGAAUAGCAGGGGGCUUAAGGGGCAUCCCUGGCGGGUGCCUCUAUGUAAGGAGAAGUAUUCUGAAAUAGUGUGGACUGAAGACGGGGCGCUGAGUACAGAGUCCUGAUCCAUGAAAUAAAAUUAGAACUGAAGUCAAAUUUUUUCAAAGCGGAGAACAGAUAUUGCCAAUCCACAGUCAAAAGCCUUCUCGGCAUCCAGUGAGACUAUUAUCUCGGGGUGAUCAACUGAAUGGUCAGAAUAUACGAUAUUUAACAGCCGUCUGAUAUUGAAAUAUGACUGCCGGUUCACUACAAAGCCUGUUUGGUCCUCUUGUAUAAUAGAAGGUGCUACCUUCUCAAUACGAAGUGCAAGCGCUUUUGUGAGGAUCUUAUAAUCCACAUUCAUUAGACUAAUGGGGCAAUAGGAUACACAUUUUUGAGGAUCCUUGUCUGUUUUGAGUAUUACAGAGAUUGUGGCUUGGGACAGAGUUUGUGGCAAUGUGUUUGUUGCCUGAAUUUCUGAAAAAACCUCAGACAGUAACGAAACUAACUUGCCGGCAAAGCGUUUAUAGAAAUCACACCAGAAGGCGUUUGCAAAGAAUUAACUGCCUGCAAUAUUUCCGCAGAGGUGAUAGGUCUUUCUAGUAGCUCACGUUGGCCUGGGUUAAUAGUGGGAAUAUCUAUGUUCCUCAAAAAGGAAUCCAAGUCAGCCUCUGAAUAAUCAGUGCAGGAAGUAUAGAGAUCCUGAUAAAAUAGCUUGAGUGUGUUACCACCUGACCGGAGUCUAACUGUAUGUCGGAUAUAGACUGAGCUGUGGCGGAUUGACGAAGCUGAUGCGAAAGAUACCUACCUGCUUUUUCACCAUGCUCGUAUAUGUGAUGUGUUGAUCUAAGUAGGAGCUUCUCAGUUUCUUUAAUUGAAAGGGUGUCAAAUUCAGACUGCAGCAGUACCUUCUGCUUAUAUAGAUCAGCGGUUGGGCAGGUAGCAUAUUGUGUGUCAAUGUUAGCUAUGAGCCCUGUCAGCUCUCGAAGCCGUUCGUUUCGCUUUUUAUUCUUAUAAGAAGAAAAAGAAAUAAUUUGGCCCUGCAGAUAUGCUUUUUGUCACGUUCCUGGGUCUUUUGACCCAGCGUUUUGAGUUUUAGUUUAUUUUGAUAUUUAUGGUUUGUUUAGGUUCAUUAAGUUAUUCAAGUUCAUUUGUUGUUAUAUUCCCCUUGUGUUUUCAACCCUUGUGUUAAGUCUCCCUUAUCCCUCAUGUGUUUCAUGUCUGUUUCUUAUGUUGUCAAGCUCUUGUAGUCAUGUCUGUGUUUCAUUGUUUCCUAUUUUAUUUUGAAAGAGGUCCUGUGCUUCUGUGUUUUGUUUUACUCUUCCCCUGUGGCGUCGUUAUGUCUACUGUGCCUUUCUGUCCCAUGUUUCAGGUCCCUAUGUUCUGUCUUCCAGUUGGUUAAGUUCACAUGUUUUGAGUUCAGUCAGUGUGUUUCCUGUUUUACUUUCACAGUCUGUCCUAUGUUAAUGUUUCUAGUUUCGCUUCCCUUGUCUCGUCCUGUGUAAUUACUCCCAGCUGUGCUCUCCUCCUGUGGCUCAUUCCCCCUCGUUAUCCCUCUGUGUAUUUAAGCCCCGUGUUUCUCUUUGUCAGUGUUGUGUCCACCCUCAUAGCUGUGUGAUUCUCCCUGUGUUUUCAUGUAUGAUUUAUUUGUAGUUUUCCCAGUUUAGUUUUGUUCUUUGUUUCCUUUCCUCGCCUGCAACAAAGCAGUGUUUUGAAUUCACUUUUGUCUCGGCUCCCUUUUCUCCUUAGGAUAAUGUUACCAUUGGAUGUAAACCAUUGCCUGAUGUUUGCCGUGGAGCUAAUGCUUCUGUUUUACAGCACAGGCACUAAUGGAGACAGUGAACCCAAGAAUACCCUCUUUAUCAGUCCCAAAACAAUAGCUGAUUCAUAUUUUCCAUCAGAAACUAUCGACCAAAAGGACAAUGGAAUUAAACUCUGUUUCAACAUCCAACCAAAUAAUACACGUGCAGGGUGUUGUAACGGCACAAAUUUCGACUGCAAUAUUGAAGUAAAAAUAGAUAAUCAAGGUAAAUACAGGCUAAAUCUAACUGAAGAGAUUUUAUCCAAGCAAGAUAUUGUGGUGAUGAAGGAUCCAGAGCAUAAUUAUUCAUGUAUGCCAUCCCAGCUCUACAAAAGCAGCCCUGGUUUUCUUUGUAGCAUCCACCGCUGCUUGAAUGAAAGUAUGAAAAAUAUGAGUAUGAAUAUGAGACUGAGCAAUGGGAGCUUUCAUGAAAAACUUCCCACAGAAUAUGUCUUCAGUGAUAAUGACACAUGGAAUGUGUCAUGCAACCCAGAACCAUCCACAACAACCACCAGGAAUAACGAAGAAGACAUUAUUGACCUUUACAUCAACAAUACCAUUCCUAACCCAGUAGACGUCAUGAAAAAUCUAUCCUUUGUCCUUGAACUGAUGGGUAAUAACAGAACAGCAAGAAUCAAGAUGGGCAACGUCACAGGAGUGAUUGCCAAACUCUCCCAGAAAAAUCAAACCAACAUGAACUUUGCCUUCACAGAAAACGCUGGCGUGAAGAUCAUUCAAGGAGAAGACAGUAAUUUUACGGGCCCAUUUCAUUUAAUGAAAAUUCCUAGAGAGGCCAGUAAAAUGGCGGUGGAGAGAAAUGGAUCAUUUCUUGGAAUUCUGUUGUUUCCACAACAGCAUGCGGGUGACAGCAGUAAAUACUAUUUAAACAGAGAGAUAUUUGGAAUAGAAAUGGGGGCAAAAAUACAAAACCUUUCACAACCCAUCGAGAUUCAGUACAGUAAUGUGGACAAGAAAGGAGCGAAUGCUUCUUGCAUCUCUUGGGAUGGAAACAGCACAGAUGCAAACGGGAAAUCACUCUGGAUCACAGAUGGCUGUCAAACAGUGGAGACCAGUAACAGCAUCACCUGCCAGUGCACACAUCUAACCUUUUUUGCCAUACUCAUGUCACCUCCACCUGCAAACAUCAGCGCUUCUGAUGUUAAUUCUCUGACCUACAUCACUUCGAUCGGUUGUGGACUGUCGCUGUUUUUCUUGAUCGUCGGUCUCUUCAUGCACGUUCUCGUCAGAAAAGGGAAAGCAAGCGAAGCAACAAAGAUUCUGAUGAACCUCUUUGUCGCCAUGUUGAUCCUGAACUUGUCCUUCUUGACCAAUGAGAGCAUUUCAAAUCUGGGUAUCAAAGGUGCAUGUGUGGCAAUAGCAGCGGUUCUGCAUUACGGCAUGUUGGCCACGUUUACCUGGUUCUUCAUGCAGGCUUUACACUUGUACCUCAGUCUACGUCGAAUCUGCACUGAGGUGAAACAUUACAUGCUGAAGAUUUACGUCACAGGAUGGGGCGUACCGGCUGUGGUGGUGAUCGCUCUUCUUGCCUCCCAGAAAUAUAAUUCUAUUAAUAUUAAUACAAAUGAAGGGAAAGCAGCAACAAUGUGCUGGAUCUCUGAUGCUGGUAUCCACCAGGGGGUGAACAUCGGCUAUUAUGCUCUGGUGUUCGUCUUCACUCUGAGUGUAUUCAUUCUAACUGUAAGGCAAAUCGUUCUAAUGCCAAAAGCAGGAAAAGCCCAAGACAAUAGUUCCAUUAAGAGCAACACUUCCACCAUUCUGGGCCUGUUCCUCCUUCUUGGCAUCACCUGGGCUUUUGCUUUUUUCAGCUACGGACCUUUGCUCCUCGCCUCCUACUACAUCUUUACCAUCCUCAACUCCUUUCAAGGUUUCUUCCUGUUUAUCUACUAUUAUAAAUCCAGCAAGAUUAUUGGAGACGGCAAAAUCCACACACAAAGUAGCAGCACAGCUACAUCAAACACAGCUGUAACGUCUCCUUAUGCAUAAGGCUUGCUGUUUUAUCAUAUUUUGACACAAGAGGGCAGCAUUUUAUUUCAUAUAGUUCCAGCAGGUUGCUCUGUGUAGAAACAACUUGGUCAUUCUUCCCAUGUACUCUCCGCUGAAUGGCUUUUCUAAGAUGAAAUCACUAACCCGGUUUACCUUCUUUGACACAAAUACUCAUGUCGAGUAGAGAUCGAGUCAGUACUCUGGAAUUUCAGAGCACCACUCUAUGUUUGUUCCUAUGCUUUUAUAUUUUAACAGAAAACUUGUCUUACUCACUCCAAAUCAUUCAGAGAAGGCUGUGAUUCAGUCAGAGUACGCAACCACAAUCGUAAACAUGUCAGGAUGUUAAGGUGUAAAAUGUUAAAGUGGGAAAGUGAAGCAUGUCAAAGACAUAAGGACAUUUUCAAUUUGACGGUCGUGACACCUCUCAAAAAGUUGGGACAGCGACAUGUUGACAACUGUGUAGCACCCCGUAUUCUUUUAAACAGAAAUCCAUAAACAUCUGCUGGGAUGAGCUGCUGGACGUUUGGUAGAAGAACAUUCCAUCUUGUUGGAUAUAAGAUCCUAGCUGGGCUGUCUUUCGAGUUAUUAUUUCAUGAUGCAUCAAACGUUUUUAUUUGGUGAUAUGGAUGGCCAUUUCAGCACCUGACUCUUCCACUAUUAAGCCAAGCUGCUGUAAUGAAUGCACUGUGCAGUUCAGCAUUCUCUUGUUGAAAAAUCCAAGCAACUCUUUGAACAAGACUUUAUCUGCAUGGGAGAAUAUGUUGAUCUAAAACCUGUAUAUACCUCUGAGCGAUGAUGGUGCCUUUCCAGAUGCUCAGGCUUCCAAUUCCACAGCCCAGUACCAUCAGAGAUGUAUAGUAAUUGAAUUUUGGUGAGCUGGAUUUUCCUUCUCUUCCAUCCUCAUCCAUUUUUUCCAAGCAGAAUCUUAAAAUUUUGAAUUGUCUGACCAAAUAACAGUUUUCCACUUUGGCUGUGUUCAUUAUAAAUGAGCUUUUUCUAGAUCAUUCUCACAUAUGGCUUCUUCUUUGCAUGAUAAAGCAUUAACCUCCAUUUUUGGAUGGCACUGUGAACUGUGUGAACACAAUGACAGAUUGGUGAACCUCUGCCUAUGUUUAAUAUCCAGUCCCGUUAUUGAACUGUUGCUAGUUAACCUAUUUAAAAAAUGUUCCCCCAGCUGUUUCUUUUCAGUACUACUUACUUUUCUAGUCUUUUCUCGCCUCCAACUUCUUUUGAGCGAUGUUGCUGCCAUCAAAUUCAAAAUGAGUGUUAUUUUUCAUGAAACAGUAGAAAGUCUGAAUUUAAACAUUUAAAAAUAUGUAUAUAUUAUCCAUUGAAAUUUGCUUCAUGCUUCUCCCAUAGCAAAAACAAUCCUGACACUGUAACUGUCACAUUAAAUGAUUCUAUGACAAAUCUGUCAUUUGUUUAGUUUGUUGCUAAAAAGCAGAUUUUUCACAUUUACCUGUAAACUUAAAAAUGUUUUCUGUGGUCUAUUGUAAAUAAAAUAUGGGUUUUGUAUAUCACUGACUAAGGUUGUAUUACAGACCUCUUGAAUCAGCUAUAGAGUGGAAUGCAGAGUUUAAACGUUUAAGAAAUUAAACAUUAAAUUUUUUUUGACUGAUGUGCUUGUUAAUGUGAUUAAAUAUAGCAGAAUCAAGGUGAAAGGAAGGCUUGUCUCACAUAUCCUACACAGUGUCGGGGCUGAACUCACCAGUUAGUGUGUUGCGUGCCUUCAGAUAAUUACUCUGAGUCUAGAGAGACCAGUAUCCACUGUGCGGGAAGCUUAACUGGCAAACAAGAAAUGAGCUCAUGACUACCUAUAGUGAUAAGAUCCCUGAGGGUAUUUGAAUGUUGAAACUAUCCUCUAAAGUUUACUGUAUUUCACUAGCAUAUAUAUAAGUGCAGUGUAUCUUGGCAAACUGUUUUGUUUGUUUAGUGGUUUUGGGGAAUUGUGGAUUUCAUUAGUACUUAUUUUUAUUAUACUACCUUAAAAAAAUCUUAUAAUUUUUUCAUUUAGAGGGAACCUGAUUUGCUUUUCUCAGUUUUAUUGAAGUAGCCUUAAAGUCUAAUCUUUGCAUGUACUCUAUAUCAUAUGAAGUUUGUCAAGCUUUUAUUUGACUAAAAUGAUACUAAAAUAACUUUUUUCCUAUUUUAUCAGGACAAAAUAUGAUUUUCAUACAUGGAAGCAAAUUAUCUUGUGAAAGAAACUGUUGUAUGUGCACAACAUAGUCUUAAAAUAAAAGUUUU